GGCUGCUCCUGCUGCGGGUGGCUCUGGCUGUUGCUGUGGUUGCCGGAGUUGCGGCGGCGGCGGCGGCGCUGGCGGGGGUGGCGGCCCCGGCGGAUGUUGACAUUGUGUUGUUGUUCCUGCCCACGGUAAUGGCGGCGGCGGCGGCGGCCGGGACCGGGUCUCCUCAGUAGCCAGAGCCGACCCUGCCGAGCGCCAGCUCCGCGGCCUCCGCGCCCGCAGCCUCGCCAGCCGUUCCCCGCGGCCGCUCCAGAGCCAGGGCCCCGGGCCGGGGGCUCGCAGGUGCGGGAUGGCGGAUUUCGAUGAGAUCUACGAGGAGGAGGAGGACGAGGAGCGGGCCCUGGAGGAGCAGCUGCUGAAGUACUCGCCCGACCCGGUGGUGGUCCGCGGCUCCGGUCACGUCACCGUAUUUGGACUGAGCAACAAAUUUGAAUCAGAAUUCCCAUCUUCAUUAACUGGAAAGGUAGCUCCUGAAGAAUUUAAAGCCAGCAUCAACAGAGUUAACAGCUGUCUCAGGAAGAAUCUUCCUGUGAACGUGCGGUGGUUGCUUUGUGGCUGCCUGUGCUGCUGCUGCACGUUAGGCUGCAGUAUGUGGCCAGUUAUUUGCCUCAGUAAAAGAACACGAAGAUCGAUCGAGAAGUUAUUAGAAUGGGAAAACAAUAGGUUAUACCACAAGCUGUGCUUGCACUGGAGACUGAGCAAAAGGAAAUGUGAAACGAACAACAUGAUGGAAUAUGUCAUCCUCAUAGAAUUUUUACCAAAGACACCGAUUUUUCGACCAGAUUAGCAUUUGCUUUAUUUAUAGAGACUUUGCAAGUGUGUUGUCUUUCCAAUGGUGCCUUGCUUGGUGCUCUCCUGCUGGUGACAUGAUGCUGGUUCUACAGAAUGGGGUGGUGUUUUUGUUUGUUUUGUUUUUUAAAUAACCGCAUGUUCUGUGUGUGCAUAUUUGUCAGACUUUGCAAGUUAUUUCAUACAGAUGUUUAAUACUUAAGUUAUUGUGCUCUUUUCUGUUAUGUAUUCUGAUUUUCAAGGAUUACUUUUUGUAUUCUCAAAAAAAAAAUACAUUUGAACUUAGCAUAAAAAUGGCCAGACUUUGUUAUUUUGUCAAAAAGGUUCACACAAUCCUUUAUCAAUUCCUCAACAAAGAAAAGCAUACUUAUCUGCUCUAACAUGCUCUUGUACUUUUUUUUCUUACCUUUAGAAUUUGUCACAGUAGUUAUUUGAAAACAGUAAGUUUUCUCGCAUAGCCUUUUGAACCUGAGCUGACCUUUCUCAUACAGUUCCUGAUGCUCUGUCUGUCUUGGCAGAUACACUUUAGCUUUACGAAGAAGUAGCAAUGGUUUUGAAAAUAUCUCUGUCUUCAAAAGUGAUAAAUUUCCUAGAAGAGACACAUCACAAAUAGUGUGCCCACAGCAGCGGUUUCUAGGGCUCUGUGAGCUCCCUGUAGAGUAGCCUCUGUCUUCAGAGUUCCAGUUGGCAGGCAGGACGGCAGCCGUGCUUGAUGAGUUUGAAUUACCCCUUUUAAAAUUAAAAUGUGUUUCCCAUCUAACGUAAUUGUGGAAUGAAUGUGUUUCUGAAUAGUUUGGAAAUCAAAGUUCUAGAAUUAAAAAUUAUCUGAUACAACACCGAUGUAUUGUUAUAUAGAGUAGAUAAGAAAUAAAGGGUAUGUCUAGUACCAAUUUCAGUCUACCCAUUCACUUUCAAUCCAGUUAUAUAAUUUUGAUUGAAAAUUGGAUAUUUAAGUUCAGACCAGAUUAGCUUAUUACUUUUAAACAUACACAUACAUGUAUUUUUUUUGUUUGGUUGUAUAUAUCUCCACACUAUAGAUUUUUGAAUGGCCUAUGUGUAGACUUUGUUUUUUUAUAAGCUUAAAAUUAUACACGUUUUAAUGUGUGUCAAGAACUUGUUCCGUAUAGUUGUGGUAUCGAGCAAUAAUGUGAAUAACUUUGAAAUUAUAUAAACUAUGUUUAAUAAUUUGUAUUAAGAAUUGGUACCACUACCUUCCUCCCUGUAUUAAACCUUUUAAAUACCAA
Molecule: messenger RNA, 2030 nt
Organism: Chionomys nivalis (European snow vole)
Lineage: Eukaryota; Metazoa; Chordata; Mammalia; Rodentia; Cricetidae
Gene: Chic2
Product: cysteine rich hydrophobic domain 2
Exons: 6
Coding region: 287-784 (165 amino acids)
Source: RefSeq, a predicted model, not a curated record